AACACGCACGCACACACUCCUCCGAAAUCCGAACCACGCGCGUAGCUCGGCGCAGGUUAAGAGAAAAGGCGAUGGACGCAGCUAACGUGCGCGGAGUGCGCAGGUUAAGUACUCUGGUGCGCCAUUUGAUCGUACCCUCGCCACCCUCUUCUUCUUCCUCCUCCUCCACCGAAGCUCCUCCCAUGGCGUCGCAAAACCCUAACGACCUCGUCGCGCCCUCCCCCGCCGCCGCGUUCUCCUCCGUCUUCGCCCACGUCGCUCAGGGUCCGGAGGAUCCGAUCCUCGGGGUAACUGUGGCGUAUAACAAGGAUCCGAGCCCGGUGAAGGUCAACCUGGGUGUUGGAGCUUAUAGAACUGAGGAAGGGAAGCCGCUUGUUCUCAAUGUGGUCAGGAAAGCGGAGCAGAUGCUGGUUAACGAUCCAUCUCGCGUGAAGGAGUACCUACCGAUCACCGGAUUGGCCGAUUUCAACAAGCUGAGCGCCAAACUCAUAUUUGGAGCUGAUAGCCCUGCUAUUCAAGAAAAUAGAGUGGCAACAGUGCAAUGCUUAUCGGGAACUGGUUCUCUAAGAGUUGGUGGGGAGUUUCUUGCAAGGCAUUACCAUGAACGCACCAUUUAUAUUCCCCUGCCUACGUGGGGCAACCAUCCAAAGGUCUUCACGUUAGCAGGCUUGUCGGUAAAGACUUAUCGCUAUUAUGAUCCAGCAACGCGGGGACUGAACUUUCAAGGUCUGAUAGAAGAUCUUGGUGCUGCUCCUUCUGGUGCAAUAGUGCUUCUUCAUGCAUGUGCACAUAACCCUACCGGAGUAGAUCCAACUCCCGAGCAGUGGGAGCAGAUUAGACAGCUUAUCAGAUCAAAAGGGUUGCUACCUUUCUUUGACAGUGCUUAUCAGGGAUUUGCAAGUGGAAGUCUAGAUGCUGAUGCACAGUCAGUUCGCAUUUUUGUUGCUGACGGUGGUGAAUUGCUAACAGCCCAGAGCUAUGCAAAGAACAUGGGCUUGUAUGGGGAACGUGUUGGUGCAUUGAGCAUUGUUUGUAGAAGUGCUGAUGUUGCUGUUAGGGUUGAAAGUCAACUAAAACUUGUGAUUAGACCCAUGUAUUCAAACCCUCCUAUCCAUGGAGCCUCUAUCGUGGCUACCAUUCUUAAAGACAGAGAAACGUACAAUGAGUGGACAAUUGAAUUGAAAGCCAUGGCCGAUCGAAUUAUUAGCAUGCGUCAUCAGCUUUUUGAUGCUUUGAAAGCCAGAGGAACUCCUGGUGAUUGGAGCCACAUAAUCAAGCAGAUCGGUAUGUUUACGUUCACAGGCCUUAACAGUCAGCAAGUGGCCUUCAUGACAAAGGACUUUCACAUCUACAUGACUUCUGAUGGGAGAAUCAGCAUGGCGGGCCUGAGCUCGAAAACUGUGCCCCAUCUGGCAGAUGCUAUUCACGCCGCCGUCACCACCGUAAACUGAUAGGUGAAGAUCUAUGUAUCUGCGGAGUCUUGUUAAGUCUCCUGUUAUUGUAAUAAAUCGAUCUCCUUCAUGAACUGCUAACUGUGAGACAAUUUUGAACUUAAAAACGCAAUUUAAGUUUUUUCUGAGUUAUCUUCAUAAUUA
Molecule: messenger RNA, 1595 nt
Organism: Ananas comosus (pineapple)
Lineage: Eukaryota; Viridiplantae; Streptophyta; Magnoliopsida; Poales; Bromeliaceae
Product: aspartate aminotransferase, cytoplasmic
Exons: 12
Coding region: 72-1451 (459 amino acids)
Biological process (GO): biosynthetic process; amino acid metabolic process
Cellular component (GO): mitochondrion
Molecular function (GO): L-aspartate:2-oxoglutarate transaminase activity; pyridoxal phosphate binding
Source: RefSeq, a predicted model, not a curated record